Molecule: messenger RNA, 2739 nt
Organism: Solanum verrucosum
Lineage: Eukaryota; Viridiplantae; Streptophyta; Magnoliopsida; Solanales; Solanaceae
Product: putative late blight resistance protein homolog R1B-16
Exons: 2
Coding region: 73-2739 (888 amino acids)
Biological process (GO): defense response to other organism
Molecular function (GO): ADP binding
Source: RefSeq, a predicted model, not a curated record
CAUCAAACUUCAUUAAUAAAUAGUUUUUGAGUUUGUGAAGUAGUCUUUUUUGUCCUAUAGUUAGUGUGAGAAAUGGCUUAUGCAGAUGUGGUUUCUCUCAUUCAAACUUUGAAGCAACUUAUGCAGCAAAAACCACGUUGGAUAAUCGGUGAUACUAGAAAAAUGAUCGAAUCUCUCCUUAAUAGUGCUGAUUAUUUUCAAAACUUUCUUGAGAAGACUUACAUGAGAAGACAAGUCUUUGGAAAUUCUGAAGAGUUGGAAAGAGUGAUUAGAAUUGCAGUGAACGACGUGGAGAAUGUGAUUGAACUAAAGAUGCAUGAAUAUAAUCUACUGGAGCACUGCUCAAGAGUUGGAUUGCCACGCCAGCCUUUAUGCGAUGACUUGCCUUCCCUUGUAGAAAAGAUUGAUUUUGUGAAGAGAAAGAUGACGAGAUUUGUGACAAAUAAGGAUCUGCCAUCGAGGGAUUACUUGCUAGGUCAUUCCUCAUCUAGGCGUGUUGCAAGUCUGAAUAUAGAUAAUGUUGUCGUAGGUCUUGAAGAUGACUUGAUGAAAGUCAUGAGAAGACUAACAGGGCCACCGUCUGGUCGAGAAAUUGUCUCAAUCUUGGGCAUGGGGGGGAUAGGUAAGACUACUCUAGCUAAAAAAGUAUACCAUCAUCCUGAAGUCAGGAAUCGCUUUGACGUCCAUAUUUGGAUAACAAUAUCUCAAGAGUAUCAAACUAGAGAUUUGUUACUGGGCAUUCUUUCCUGUAUUUUUCAGCUGAAAAAUGAGGUCCAAAAUGAGAUUUAUCGGUUGGCUGUGGGAGAUGAGAUCAAAGAAAGUAGUGAUGAUCAGCUGAUGGAUAUGAUACACAAAAAGUUAAAGUAUCGGAGGUAUCUUGUUAUCAUGGAUGAUAUUUGGAGUAAAGGCAUAUGGGAUCUUAUGACAAGAUUUUUUCCAGAUGAUAACAAUGGAAGUCGCAUUAUUUUGACAAGUAGGCACAAAGAGGUUGCUGAGCAUGCAGAUCCUGAUAGCAAUCCUCAUGAGAUGAGUCUCUUGAACUCAGAUAAUAGUUGGAAGUUACUUCAUGACAAGGUGUUUGGUUCACAACAUGAUGUUUGUCCCUGUGAAUUAGAGAAAAUCGGAAAGCAAGUAGCACAAAAGUGCCAAGGACUACCAUUAGCUCUUCUAGUGGUUGCAGGGCAUCUCUCCAAAACUUCUAGAACACGAGAAUGUUGGGAUGAUGUUGCCAAAACUAUUAGUAAAAUUGUUGCUAGUGAACCAGAUAAAUGUCUUGGAGUGCUUGCUAUGAGUUAUAGUUAUUUGCCUCAUCACCUAAAAGCAUGCUUCCUUUCUAUAGGAGUGUUCCCGGAAGAUUUUGUGAUUGCAACCGAGAGACUAAUCCAGUUAUGGGUUGCUGAAGGUUUUCUAAGACAUGAAAGGCUCAAAAGUAUGGAACAAGUAGCACAAGAAUGCUUGGAGGAUCUUAUUAGUAGGAACUUGAUAUUGGUUAGAAAGAGGAGAUUUAAUGGUGAGCUUAUAACAUGUGGGGUUCAUGAUCUGGUGCGCGACUUGAUUCUAAGACAAGGUGAGAAGGAGAAGUUUUUGAAGGUUACAAGAACUCAUGAUGUUAUUACAAGAUUCAUUGAUACAGCUAGUAAGCCUCAUGUUCAUCGCUACAGUUCACAUUCUCGGAUUUCUCAGGGGGAUUGCUGGAAUUCAACAUCUAGUCUCACCCGAACAUUGUACUUAUUCAAUGGACUAAAACAUGCACCGCGCCCUUCUAAACAAAUACCUUUCUUGGCGCGUUUCAAACUUCUAAGAGUUCUUGCAAUCCUUCAUUAUACAUUUCAAGAUUUCCCUCUUGAGAUAACAAAAUUAGUACAUCUCAGAUACCUUGAAUUCAACUGUCAUGAUGAUCUUCAAUGCUCAGUAUCAGAGCUUUACAAUCUGCAGAGUUUGAUUUUCGGACGACACUCUGAUUUACCAGUGGAGAUUUGGAAGAUGAAACUUUUGAAGCAUCUUGAGGUAAAAAAGAUCUCUUCAUUUCCUGUUCCAUCAAGUACGUAUACGACAGGGUCUAGUUCCAAGUUACAAAAUCUUGAGGUACUUUCAGAUUUAAGUAUUUCCUGCUGUAGUAAUGAAAUGUUCACUCAUACUCCGAAUCUAAAGAGGCUCAAACUUCAUGGAGCUUGGGAAGAAUGCAGAAGAGAUACGAUAUCUCAGACGCUCAAUAGCCUCUACUGUUUAACUGAACUUGAAAUAUUGAAGAUCAUAUGCUCCAGAAAAUUAUACCCUCACCCACUGCCAAGUAAGUAUGUUCUGCCUACAUCUCUGAUGAGGUUAACUUUAAGAUGUACUUAUUUACCAUGGGAAGACUUGGCAAAUAUCGUUACGUUGCCAAACCUUCAAGUGCUUAAAAUCAAAGACAAUGGAUUUGAUGGUGAUGCAUGGAGAUUAAGUGAUGAAGAAAUCUUCAAUCAACUUAAAUUCCUCCUAAUUGAUAGGACAAAUCUGAAACGCUGGAAAGCUGGCAGUGUUAACUUUCCAAAACUGCAACGCUUAGUUCUGAACAGAUGCAUAUACCUGGAGGAAAUCCCUAAAGACAUUGGGGAAAUUUAUACCUUGGAGUCAAUAGAGUUGCUUAAUUGCAGAACUUCAGCAGCAAAAUCCGUCAAAGAAAUUCAAGAAGAGCAAGAGAGCAUGGGAAAUGAUUGCCUUAGUGUCCGUAUCCACGACAAACCUUGGUGGGAUCAUUAA